Thalassophryne amazonica is the source of this 2859-nucleotide messenger RNA. RefSeq names its product spermatid perinuclear RNA-binding protein-like. NCBI's taxonomy places the organism in Eukaryota, Metazoa, Chordata, Actinopteri, Batrachoidiformes, Batrachoididae. Gene Ontology annotation, molecular function: double-stranded RNA binding; single-stranded RNA binding. The record is from RefSeq and is a predicted model, not a curated record. Bases 373 to 2409 code for a protein of 678 amino acids. The transcript is spliced from 18 exons. Gene Ontology annotation, cellular component: precatalytic spliceosome.
AGACGAUCUUUGUUUUGCAGCCGCCGUGGUUUUGCGCAUGCGCGCAGCUGCAGCCUCCGCUCCCGCUGAGCGCGCGCUGACAGCAGCCUGCUGCCGAACCGGCUUCGAAUCCGCGCGUGAGCUGCUGUCCGGAUACACAAGCUGACAACUUAAUGUGUUUAAAAGACACACAAACAACAAAGUGGCUCCUCGCUGUUUGGACACCCUGGCUGCCCAGUGAUCACAUCCCAGUGAAGUAAAACUCAUCUCGAUGUUAAUUUGAAACACUGGACCAAGAGGCAAACAGCGAAGCAACUUUGGAUGAAGAGUUUGAGUGAUAGGAUCCUGGCCCUCACCUAGGCCCCUUCCACAACACACGCACGCUGCUUGGACAUGAGGUCUUUUCGAUCAUUUGCCAAUGAUGACCGUCAUGUCAUGGCCAAGCAUGCCAGCAUCUAUCCAGCACCGGAGGAGCUGGAGGCCAUCCAGACGCUGGUGUCCACUGUAGAGGGUGCCCUCAAGAAAGUUUCUGAUUGGAUGGAUGGUCUCAACAACUCUUCAAGGAUGGCCUCUGCCAGUAAGCAGGCUGGUGAUAGCACAGUGGAGGAUGCGACUGAUACGCUACCGCGCUCCACAUCAGUGCUGUGUGGGGUGACGCGUGUCGGCCUCGUGGCAAAGGGCCUCCUGAUCAAAGGUGACAUGGACCUGGAGCUGGUGCUGAUGUGCAGGAAAAAACCCACGAAACUGCUGCUGUACACAAUCAGUGCCAACCUGCCUCUCCAGAUCCAGACAAUCACAGAGGACAAAUAUGAGGUGCAGUCAUGUGUGGCUGAGGCAGCCAUCAGGGUCUUCAACACCAAAGACCCUAAACUCACACUGAAGAUUACCCUCUCCUCCUUAGCCAUGAGGGAUGAGCAUGCCACCACAGAUGAAGGUGAGGGAGCUGAGGAUGAGGACAGGCAGAGAGAGGAGGAGGAAGAGGAAGAGGAGGAGGAGGAGGAAGAUGGCCUUGAUAAGCAUAAGUGCCAGGCAGCGUUGGCAUCGCUUCGACAUGCCAAGUGGUUCCAGGCUAGAGCUGCAGAUCUGAAGUCCUGCGUCAUCGUUUUGCGAGUUCUAAGAGAGAUGUGCAAUAGACUGCCUGAGUGGCAGCGUCUCAAAGGAUGGCCUCUAGAGCUGAUCUGUGAAAAAGCCAUAGCCACCUGCAACAGGCUACUGGGACCUGGAGAAGCUCUGCGUCGCGUCAUUGAGUGCAUUGCAUCCGGAAUUCUCCUGCCAGGUGGUCCAGGAGUUCACAACCCCUGUGAAAGAGAACCUAUAGAUGUCCUGUCUGAACUCAGCGCGCAGCAGGCUGACAACAUCACACACAGCGCACAGCAUUUGUUACGUCUCCUAGCCUUUGGACAACUUUACAAGGUUUUGAGUAUAGACCCACUUCCUGCCAACAAGUCCUCAACAAGAUUGUCAGAAGGAAGUUGUCAGAAGAGGUUUCGAGAGAAUGCAGGACCAGAUGACAGAGACUUUAUCAAGAGGAUAAAAGUAUUGGACUGGAGGAUGAUGGACCCCAACCACCCCAUGAAUGCUCUAAUGCGUCUGAACCAGAUACAGCCAGGCCUUCAGUAUCGCCUCCUGUCCCAGUCUGGCCCGGUCCAUGCGCCAGUCUUCACCAUGUCCGUGGAGAUCCAAGGAACUGUUUACCAGGCCAUUGGGAACUCUAAGAGAACUGCCAAGCUCCAAGUAGCACUGAAGGCGCUGCAGGCGCUCGGCUACGUGCUCGGUAACGAUGGAGACGUGGACUCGCUGAGUGCUGAUGAGAAGUCAGAUGAAGGCAAGAACGACAGGAUGUCAACGAGCUCCAGCUCCACCUCCAUCACCUCCUCCACAGACACACAGGAGUCCAGAGCACCGGGUCCGAUACUGACGGCGGGGGGCAAAAACCCUGUGAUGGAACUGAACGAGAAGCGACGCGGCCUGAAAUAUGAACUGAUAUCAGAGAGCGGCAGCAGCUAUGACAAACGCUUUAUAAUGGAGGUGGAGGUGGACAAACAGGUUUUUCGGGGGACGGGUCCCAAUAAGAAAGUAGCUAAAGCUAGCGCUGCACUAGCUGCCCUGAACUGCCUGUUCUCUGGCUCCAAAUCCACAACCAGCAAGAAGAAACGACCCAAUCUUCCACCAAAGCGACCACUGGCCUCCGUUCUGACCAUCCCAGCUCUCACUGCCAGACCUCCAAGGCUCCCCGUCAUCCCAAGAGCUCCUUACAUCAGCACCACACCCACACCUGGAUACAUCCCCACAGGUUUUGGUGCUCCUUACGGUUACGGCCCUACUGGUGCCCUCCCUGCCUACGGUUUUCCCUCCAGAAUAACCCCAGUAGUUGUCCCAGUCAUCAGAGUCCCCACAUCCUACCCACUCACACACCUCUACCCCUAUUAGGACCCCACCGCCACCUCACCCGCCACACUGGAAACCAAUCAUUAAAUGAUGAUCAUGACAUUGUGCGUUCACUACAACACCAAAAUCAAAAGUUUGCUGUGAAAGCAGAAGCAUACUUUGUUAGUAAAAGAACAGGCAAAGAUUUUUGCUCAAAAACUGAACUCAGGAUGGAUACAAGAAUGCAGUUUAGCAUUAAAGUCUGGAAACAGAAAAACUUUUAGCAUAGCUGUCAAAAAAAUUUGGGCUCACUUAGGCUUUACAUAUAUAUGUAUGUAAAUAUAUUCCUGAGUUUUUAACGGCAUUAGAGUCGCUGCCCCACAUGCUUCCACACAUCCUUUUACAUAGGGGGCACUGCAGAGCAUUUUGAAACUUUCCGAAGUUGUAAUACUGUUUCAAAUGGCAAAAGAAGCAAAAACGUAGGCAGUGGUAGUUUAUAUAUAGAAAACUCUC